This is a messenger RNA of Phragmites australis (common reed), 2258 nucleotides long. RefSeq lists its product as uncharacterized. Lineage: Eukaryota; Viridiplantae; Streptophyta; Magnoliopsida; Poales; Poaceae. Bases 340 to 1992 code for a protein of 550 amino acids. The transcript is spliced from 8 exons. The record is from RefSeq and is a predicted model, not a curated record.
UCUCCUGCGUCUUCCUUCAUGCGUCCGCUGCUCCUGCCUCCCCCAAAACCGCGCGCGUGCACCUUGGUUCCCAGAGCAUUCCAUUCUCCGUAGUUUCUUGCCGCAUCGUAGGCGCGAUUGGCCUCAUCUCAUCUGAUAAGUUUUCUAGCGAUCGAUCGAGUGCUAGCCUAGCAGAGGCAUCGGUCGAAUGCGAUCGCAAGGUGGUGCCAGUCGUCGGAGCUGGCAAUGAACCGCGGAGGCGGGGGGCAUACAGAGUAACAGGGGCAGCGUAAAAGGGAGGACACAACGAACAUCUGGCUCUAAAUCGCGAGGAGAGAAGGGGCGUCCAACCGCUCGGCGAUGGCUACGGCAGCGACCGCUGUGGUCCCGGACGGUCGGCGGUGGAGCAAGGGUGCGGGCUCUUCGUCGCCGGUGACGACGGCCAUCUUUCUCUUCUUCUUCGUCGUCAUGAUCGGUGUCCUCGUGUCCGUCCGUUGGAUCACCACCACCACUCAUCUAUCAAUCACCAAUCUGGAUCAGUGGCACUCAAAGCCGGCAAUCCUGACCACGACGCAGACCACCUCCAUCCCGGCCAUCCCCGCCACACCGGCGCCGAAGCGCCCGACCUAUUCCAUCUCCUGUUCGGCACCGCCGCUCCCACGCGACCCGGACAUCCCCAGCAACAUCUCUCAGACCCUCUCCCUGGCGCUCUCUCCCAACUCCACCUCCACUUGCGCCGCCGUCCCCGACCCGCCGCCCCUCCCGGCCACCCCGCCGCCCGCCGCCAACGCCUCCUCCUGUCCCUCCUACUUCCGCUUCAUUCACGAGGACCUCCACCCAUGGCGCGCCGCGGGGGGCAUCACCCGCGCGAUGGUCGACCGCGCCCGCGCCACCGCCAACUUCCGCCUCGUCGUGAUCCGCGGCCGCGCCUACGUCGAGCGCAUCGCGCCGGCCUUCCAAACGCGCGACCUCUUCACCAUCUGGGGCAUCCUCCAGCUGCUCCGCCGCUACCCCGGCCGCGUGCCAGAUCUCGAUCUCAUGUUCGACUGCGUCGACUGGCCCGUCGUACACGCCAACCAAUACGAGGGGGAGAACGCCACCGUCAUGCCGCCGGUCUUCCGGUACUGCGGCGACAACGACACUCUCGACGUCGUCUUCCCGGACUGGUCCUUCUGGGGCUGGCCUGAGAUCAACAUAAAGCCAUGGGAUGCUCUGCAGAAGGAAUUGGACAGUGGCAACAAGAGAGUGAAAUGGUCGGAUAGAGAACCUUAUGCUUACUGGAAAGGGAAUCCAGAUGUUGCAGCUACAAGGCAAGAGCUGGUUAAGUGUAAUGUCUCCAGUAAGCAAGAAUGGAAUGCACGGAUUUACAAACAGGAUUGGAUCAAAGAGAUCAAGGCAGGAUACAAACAGUCUGAUUUGGCUAGUCAAUGCACCCACAGGUACAAGAUUUAUAUUGAAGGAUCAGCAUGGUCAGUCAGUGAGAAGUAUAUUCUAGCUUGCGAUUCGAUGACACUAGUGGUUACACCAAAAUACUAUGAUUUCUAUUCGCGGGUGCUGAUGCCCAUGCAGCAUUAUUGGCCAGUUCAGGAUGACAAUAAGUGUAGCUCCAUAAAGCACGCUGUUGAUUGGGGCAAUUCACACGAGCAAAAGGCACAAAGAAUAGGAAAGCAAGCAAGCAACUUCAUUCAACAAGAACUUAGUAUGGACUAUGUAUACGAUUACAUGUUUCACCUCUUAACUGAGUAUGCCAAGCUCCUAAGAUUCAAACCAACCAAACCACCUGAAGCUGUUGAGGUCUGUCCCGAAUCUUUGGCUUGCCAAGCUGUAGGCCGCGAGAAGAAGUUCAUGGAGGACUCCAUGGUGAGGUCUGCCAAGGAUGCUGGCCCAUGUGAUCUGCCUCCUCCUUUCAGCACCGAGGAAUUCAAAGCACUGCAGCGUAGGAAGGAUAAAUCAAUGAAGCAGAUCGAAACAUGGGAGCAAAAAGCUUCCAAGCCCGUGGAUAGCAAGCCCUGAGAGCUCCAUACUUUUCCCUCCCCCAAAGACAGCAUUUAAAAUGCAUGGUACAUACCAAUUUUUGUAGUGGUAACAAUCACAGGCAUUUCGUCUCUGAUCGAAUCAAAUGUGUAAGUCUAGAGAAGUUGCAGAUGGUUUUAGUUCUCUCGUAAUCUUUUUUCCUUGGUACUUGUUGAAGAAAUAAUUUCUUGUGAUCUUUAUGUUUCUACAAUCUGGUUUAGCUGUAGCAAUAGUACUUUGGUAAGCCUAUAAGAAAAUCUAAGAAC